Messenger RNA from Phycodurus eques (leafy seadragon), 3634 nucleotides. RefSeq names its product RAB3 GTPase activating protein subunit 1 (gene rab3gap1). Gene Ontology annotation, biological process: positive regulation of GTPase activity. NCBI's taxonomy places the organism in Eukaryota, Metazoa, Chordata, Actinopteri, Syngnathiformes, Syngnathidae. Gene Ontology annotation, molecular function: GTPase activator activity. The record is from RefSeq and is a predicted model, not a curated record. The coding region runs from base 40 to 3006 and encodes 988 amino acids. The transcript has 25 exons.
AGACGAAGAAAACGAAGAAAGAAGAAGAUUAACGUCAAAAUGGCUGCUGUCACUGACUCCGAAACAGAGGUGUUCGAGAUCACAGAUUUCACCACAGCAUCUGAGUGGGAAAGGUUUGUGUCCAGGGUUGAGGAAGUAUUAAAUGAAUGGAAGCUAAUUGGAAACUCUACCGGGAAGUCAGCCAAACAACUGGGUGACUAUACAAGUGGAACUUGGGAGGAGAGAUCUCAGGAGAUUAAUUUUGUGGAUUUUAAAUUCUCCAUAACCCACUACGCAUUGGUGCAAGAGCAUGAGAACAAUGCAAAUCAUGAAGUGGAGGAAGAAACACUGCUGCCUCCUGGAUCGGAGGACUUCCCACCUACCUUUCCCUUCGCAAUGCAGGACCUUUUGUCCACUAGUAAUGACUUCCCUCCUCGAGCUCACUGCUUGGUCAGAUGGUACGGAAUACGAGAGUUUAUCGUCAUAUCCCCAGGAGCCAAUGUCGAGGCUAUCAUCAGCGAGUCCAAAUGUAAUUUGCUUCUAAGCUCCAUCUCAGUUUCUCUGGUCAACAGUGGCUGCCAAGUCCCCAUGUUUGUGCAGAUCCAGCAAAAAUGGAGGCGACUAUAUUCUGGUGAAUGCCAAGGACAUGGUGUCCACACUGAAUUUGAGAUGGUACACCUUCGUAAGGUACCAAGUCAGUACAACCACCUGUCUGGUCUACUUGACAUCUUCAAAUCAAAGACCGGAUGUACCAUAUACCCCUUACCUCCAAUCAACAUUGCGAUCCGUUUUACCUACAUUCUUCAGGAUUGGCAGCAAUAUUCUUGGCCACUGCAACCUCCAGACUUUGACAGCCUUCUUGGAGGUGAGGUUGGAGUGGAGGAGUUUGGGAAUCUUCCGUUUGGUGCAUGUGAAGAAACAAUCAGUGAGCUUCAUCUUUCAACCACUUGGCCUGACUUGACAGAAGGCACAGUUUUGGACAAUGAUGUCUACAGUGACCUGGACCCUCUCCAUGCGACUCAUUGGUCACUCAGAGUCAAGACCGUUGAACAUCCUCAGUGUUUACUGGGUGACUUACUGACAUACCUGUUUAAGAUACGGGGGAGAAAAGAGACAGCAGAAGAGAUACUUGGAAGAGGAUCGGCUGAGGAGGAGGGAAAAGAUAUAACUGACAUCAGCUCUGCAUUAUCAAAGCUGACAGAGCCCACUACACCAGUGCCAAUGUCCAAAAUCUCUGUUUCCAGCAUCGUGAAUAACGCUCGAAGGCACAUUCAACGGCACAGACUUAUUGAUGAGUGCCCACUUGGCGCAGAUAUACUUAAUUCUGUUCUUCAGUAUCUUUUUCCAGAUGCUGCUGUGGAUAAGACAGAAAAUAAAACUGCACAAACACAUAGCUAUGGAAAGCCUGCAAAAGAUCAAAAUACUGAUGAACUUUUUAUUCAGUUGAAGUCGGCACCAGUUGAAAGUCUGACGCAUCGGCUGGCACUGUGCAUAUGUCUCGUCAACUACUACCAUGGUGGGCUGCGGGCAGUGACCUACCUCUGGCAGGAGUUUGUCCUCGAGUUGCGAUACCGCUGGGAGAACAAUUACCAAAUCUGUGGAUUGCUUGGCGAAGAGCCACCUGAUCUUCGCUGUUGUCUUCUGCAUCAAAAGUUUCAGAUGCUGAAUUGCUGCAUGAAGAGGAAGCAAGCCAGAGAUCACAUUUGCAAGACCCCUGAGAGAAGCAAAGAAAUUGCCGUGCAGAACAUCGACCAAUUGACAGAAUUUACAGGAGCGACUUCAUCCACACAAAUAGCUGCUGUGUCACCUGGGAAAUCCUUGGACUCUUGGAGUGACAGUGAAGAAGAGUUCUUUGAAUGUUUGAGUGAUCAGGGGGACACUGAGUCUCCAUGUAUUAGAAGGGAAAAAGAUGGCACUAAAACGAGAGCAGAGGGCAGGAUGCACCCCUAUAACAACAUGACCCUUCUGAACUCUUCGGAGCUUCUCUUUAUUCCUGUGACACAAGAACCUGCUCCCAUGACCGAAGAUUUAUUAGAGGAGCAGUCAGAAAUACUUGCAAAACUGGGAACAUCAGCCGAAGGUGCCCAACUUCGUGCUCGGAUGCAAAGUGCCUGUCUUCUCUCUGACAUGGAGUCUUUUAAGGCAGCCAACCCAGGUUCUGUUCUUGAGGACUUUGUCCGCUGGUACUCCCCGAGGGAUUUUGUGGAGGAGGAGAUGGUCAACGAGAAGGGUCAAACAGUGUUGACAGGCCAGCUUAGUCCAAGAAUGAAGAUCCCGGGUAACAUCUGGGUCGAGACUUGGGAAAAUGCUCGGGCUGUACCUGCAAAUCGCCAGAGAAGGCUUUUUGAUGAUACCAAGGAAGCAGAAAAGGUCUUGCAUUAUUUGGAAGUGCAGAAACCUGCAGACCUGACUUGUCAUCUCCUGCCAUGCAUAAUACAUGCUGCAAUUUUGAAGUUGAAAGAGGAAGAGGCAUUUGACAACAUACCAGCUGUCAAAAAAAACAUCCAGAAAGCUACGGUUCAAGCAAGCAAGCUACUGCAACAGUUCAACCCUGACGCAAGUAAUUUAGAGGAUUGCAUUGAAUUUUUGAUUGCCUUGGAGAUGGUCAUCGCCCAGUUUCGGUCUCUCAAGACAAAAUUUGGUAUUGCUGAGAAUGCGAAUGAAGAAGAAACAGAGGAACUAAGACAUUUUCUGAAAUCUCUGCUGGAAGAGCCAGAAGUUGGGGUGAGCGGAGCUGGUCAGGGAAGGGUUGGUGGCAUCAUCCACAGGCUGUUUGUGAAUGUCCAAGAGACUGCCAUCCUGGAUAAGGAAACUGGACAGAGAAAGGAAGAAGAAAUGAAGCAGACUGAAGGAGACACCAAGACUCAAGACUUCCCUUCGCCAGCAGGCCGGGAGAUUUUGUUGCGUACAUGUAUCCCUCGACCAGCACCGUAUUCCAAGGCUCUUCCUCAACGACUUUUCUGUGUAUUGAUGAGAGACGAAUUUAGACUUGUUGGGGCCUUCUCCUCUGACACAUCUUUCUUUUAAUCCCUUAAACUACAGCAUUACAAUGACACUUGAACUUCAUAUUUUUAAAAUGGAAGCAAUUCAAUUCAUGCAUUACAUGAAAUUAUUCACAGUAUUUAAUUUUCCACCAUGGCCCACCUGUCAAUUUUUUUUUUUUUUUUAGUUGCAGUUGUUACUAGUGUAUGUAGUAUUGCAAAUAAAUAACUGUAGCGACAAUACACCAAAUAAUCUUUUUGAGGGCCAAAAACCUGAAAAUAGUUUGCAAUGAAAACAGUGAGUAGGAUGCACGUACAUUAUGCAUUGCUGUCGAGGCGUGGGGUCAUGGGGCACGGGGUUCACCGGAGCAGCAGCAAAAUCACAAAUAAACUUAAAUGACACACUGACUAGUGCAGACAAUUUGAAUUUCAAUACUUAUAGUUUGGAUCCAUAUUAACACAUAGAUUCUCAACCUUCUGUAUAUGCAUAAUUUUGUCAAUGUAUUGUAAAAUCUUCCAACAUUUACAUUUUUUAAAAGCCUUUUGUCUGGAUCGACAAAAUUGAAUGGAUCUCUGUAUAGCCGAUUGUCUAAUCUUGCAUCAUCAUGACUCCUUGGUGGAAGUUUAAAAAAAUUGUGGUGGAAAUAAAAAAUUUGAAAAAAAAUCUGUUUCAA